AAGAAGAGAGAGAGAAAACAAAAAAAACAACUGAGAGAGAGAGAGAGAGAGAGAGAGAUGGAGGGGAAGAACAGUUAGUGCAAUUCACACAACAUCGAAAGCGAUAAAUAAUAAAAAAGCUUCCAACUUUUUUCUUUCUCCUUUUGCUUGUUUCAAAUUUCAGAAUUGGAUCCUCAAGAAUCGAAGAAACAAAGAAGAGGCAAGAACUGAAGAAUCGAAUCCCCAGGAAUCAAGCAAGCUCCUUUCUUUCUUUCACCACAAACUGCGGGUCUCUGUCUCUGUCUUGUCCCCAUCUUUUGCUUCUUCCCCCCUAAUCUAACCCUUGUUCUUGAGGUUUCAUUACAUCUAUGUCCUCUGUUCCUGCUUCGUUGAGAUCGAGCUUCUGUUUUUUAGAAUUGUAUGAUUUGAGGUGUGUGAAGCAGUCAGUAGAUGUAUACUUGGAGUGGAACUCAUUCUCUGCUCACUUGUACAUUAAGCAUUUGACUCUAAAUACCUGGUUUAGAAGAGAAAUCUAAAGAAAGGGGGAGAGGAAUGGAGACUGCCAAAGCUUGGCUGAGUAAGUUAAAAUCUAAAGACAAGGGCAAGUCUUCAAAAAAGAAGGAAGCAACGAGUAAUGCAAAAGAAGGACCGAGGACACCUGGAGGCGAAGAAGCGCUUUCAAAUGUAACCAAGGAGAAGGCUGCUGCUGCCAAACUAUAUAUUGAAAAUCAUUACAAAAUGCAAAUGCAGAGUCUGCAGGAAAGAAAGGAGCGACGCAAAAUGCUAGAGAAAAAGUUAGCUGCUGCAGAAGUGUCUGAGGAAGAGCAAAACAACUUGAUAAAGGAUUUGGAGCUGAAGGAAACUGAGUACAUGCGCCGUCAGAGGCAUAAGAUGGGAGCUGAUGAUUUCGAGCCAUUGACAAUGAUUGGGAAGGGUGCAUUCGGAGAGGUUAGGAUCUGUAGGGAGAAGGGAACAGGCAAUGUCUAUGCAAUGAAGAAGCUUAAGAAAUCCGAGAUGCUUCGCAGAGGCCAGGUGGAGCAUGUAAAAGCAGAGAGAAAUUUACUUGCAGAAGUUGACAGUAACUGUAUUGUCAAACUGUAUUGUUCUUUCCAAGACGAGGAGUAUCUUUACCUCAUAAUGGAGUAUCUACCUGGUGGGGAUAUGAUGACUUUACUUAUGAGGAAAGACACUCUUACUGAAGAUGAGGCCAGGUUUUAUAUUGGGGAAACUGUCCUGGCUAUUGAGUCCAUUCAUAAGCACAACUACAUCCACAGAGAUAUCAAGCCUGAUAAUUUGCUACUUGACAGAGAGGGCCACAUGAAACUGUCAGAUUUUGGAUUAUGUAAACCAUUAGAUUGUAGUAAUCUCCAGGAAAAAGAUUUCACAGUUGCACGAAACGUUAGUGGGGCCUUACAAAGUGAUGGCCGUCCUGUGGCCACAAGACGCACCCAACAGGAGCAGCUUCUUAACUGGCAGCGUAAUAGAAGGAUGCUUGCGUAUUCCACUGUUGGAACUCCUGACUAUAUUGCCCCAGAAGUUCUGCUUAAAAAAGGAUAUGGAAUGGAAUGUGAUUGGUGGUCCCUUGGCGCCAUUAUGUAUGAAAUGCUUGUGGGGUUUCCACCAUUUUAUUCAGAUGAUCCAAUGACAACUUGUAGGAAGAUUGUAAAUUGGAGAAAUUACUUGAAAUUCCCAGAAGAGGUUAGACUAUCACCAGAAGCCAAGGAUCUUAUUUGUAGGCUUUUAUGCAAUGUUGAACAAAGGCUUGGGACUAAAGGAGCUGAUGAAAUUAAGGGUCACCCUUGGUUCAGAGGUACGGAAUGGGGAAAGUUGUAUCAAAUGAAGGCUGCCUUUAUUCCUCAAGUCAAUGAUGAGUUGGACACCCAAAACUUUGAGAAAUUUGAAGAGACUGACAAGCAAGUUCCAAAGUCGUCAAAGUCAGGUCCAUGGAGAAAGAUGCUCUCGUCCAAGGACAUUAACUUUGUGGGUUAUACUUACAAGAACGUUGAAAUCGUAAACGAUGACCAAUUACCAGGGAUAGCUGAGAUUAAGAAGAAGAGCAAUAAGCCAAAGCGGCCGUCGAUUAAAUCCCUCUUUGAGGAUGAAUCAUCUGGUGGCGCAACAACAAACCAAGGAAGCUUCUUGAAUCUAUUACCGACGCAGAUGGAAGAACCGGAGAAAGAAGGUAGUAAGUGCAGCUCAUCCGGGUGAUUUGACUGACACAUUUGCACAGCCUGAAUCAGAGACACUUCUUAUAUAACUUAUGCGUGUGUUUUUGAUUUCGUUGAAAGCCUUUAUUUUUUGUUUUCCUCCAAAAGAGAGUAGUAGCAAAUGAUGAUGGGGUUUCAAACAAACGUACAGUCUCCUUUGGAAGCGAAGGCUCUCCCUCAAGGAGUGAAAGAUGGAUUAUUAUGUUUAAUUGUUUCAACAUAGGGUUGUUUGAUUUAUGCCAACCAAGAAAGAAAAAAGAAGUAAAUAUUCUUUUCGGAAUUGGUUUGUUUGUUAUUGUUUUCACACAAGGAAAUGGAGAGAAUUGGUUUUAUUUAAGUA
Brassica oleracea var. oleracea is the source of this 2526-nucleotide messenger RNA. RefSeq names its product serine/threonine-protein kinase tricorner-like. Lineage: Eukaryota; Viridiplantae; Streptophyta; Magnoliopsida; Brassicales; Brassicaceae. The coding region runs from base 532 to 2187 and encodes 551 amino acids. Gene Ontology annotation, biological process: intracellular signal transduction; peptidyl-serine phosphorylation. The record is from RefSeq and is a predicted model, not a curated record. Gene Ontology annotation, molecular function: protein serine/threonine kinase activity; ATP binding. The transcript is spliced from 14 exons.